AUGGCCUCUCGCGCGCCCACCCCUCCUGCUCCUCCCCACCUCCGCCUCCACGCCGCGUCCCUCUCCUCGCCGCGCCUCCCACUCCCGCACACGCGCGCCCCGCGCUGCCGCGGCGGACGGAGCCGCCUCCUCUCCGCGCUGCCAUCGCCGUCCCCCUCGCCGGCCUCGCGCUCGCAGGGCGUCUCCACCGCGCCGAUCGAACGCGAACCACCGGGACCCGCGCCCGCGCCGCCUCCCCCAGCUCAGCAGCCGCAGCCGCAGCCCCGCCGGGACCCGGCGAUCGCCGCGGAGGUCGCGCGCCUCUCCGCCGCCCGCGAGAGGCUCCGCGCGGCGCGCACGCUCCGUGACAAGCUCCGCGCGCUCGACGCGGAGCCCCGCGUCGCGGCGUUCUUCGGCAAGGAGUCGAGCCGCGGGGUGCUGGGCGCGCUCGAGCCCCGCGAGGUGCUCCUGCUGAAAUGCCUCGUCGCGGCAGGACAGGAGCACGUGCUCGGCCGUGAGCUCGACUGGUACGGCGGCGACGGCCACCACGAGCACCACCACCGCAACGGGGCGAGGGGUGGGAGUGCCCUGCGGGAUGCGCUGUAUAGCCUGGCCGGUUUGGUCGGGAAGUGGACCUCGGAGGGAGUGGUGGGUGGCGAGAAGGGGAGCGAGGAAAUGGGGGUGCUCCCUAGACUGCUCAAGUUCCUUGACAACAUCGAGGAGUUCUACGACUGCAUUGGAGGCAUCAUCGGCUAUCAAAUUAUGGCAUUGGAGUUCCUUUCAGCCUCUAAGGAUCACAUGCACCGACCUAGCAAAGACAAGUUUGUUGAUUUCCAUGUUCCCAGUGGACUUAAUUUGUUGGAGGAUAAAGAAUAUGCAUCUCAAGCAGCUCUGUGGGGAAUUGAGGGUUUGCCAGAACUAGGUGAAAUUUACCCAAUUGGUGGUGCGGGUGAUCGUCUUGGUUUAGUGGACUCAGAUACUGGUGAAUCCCUUCCUGCUGCGUUGCUCCCUUACUGUGGGAGAUCUCUGUUGGAAGGGCUGAUAAGGGAUCUGCAGGCUAGAGAGUUUCUCCACUUCAAGAUCUUUGGAGGUCAAUGUAUAACCCCAGUUGCAAUCAUGACUAGUUCUGUGAAGGAUAAUCAUGAACAUAUAAUUGCAAUAUGUGAAAGACUUGAUUGGUUUGGUAGAGGCCGUGACAAUUUCCGGUUGUUCGAACAGCCUUUGGUACCUGUAGUAAACGCCGAGGAUGGUAAAUGGUUAGUCAGCAAAUCAUUUUUUCCUGUUGGUAAACCUGGUGGUCAUGGCGCUAUUUGGAAACUUGCAUAUGAUAGAGGUGUACUCAAUGGUUUACAAAAUUGUGGCAGAAAAGGUGCAACUGUACGCCAAGUCAGCAAUGUGGUUGCUGCAACUGAUUUGACCGUGAUGGCAUUGGCAGGAAUAGGCCUUCGAUGCAAUAAGAAAUUAGGUUUUGCAUCUUGUGAGCGAAGACCGGGGGCUACUGAAGGAGUGAAUGUCCUUAUUGAGAAACAAAAUCUUGAGGGGCUAUGGUCAUAUGGCAUCACUUGUAUUGAGUACACUGAGUUUGAAAAGUAUGGCAUCCCAGAACCUACAGUAACCAGCAGUUCGCAGGUUAGCUUUCCAGCAAAUACGAACAUUCUCUAUGUUGAUCUACAAGCAGUAGAGGAAGUUGGAUCCCGCAAAAAUGCUAGUUGCUUACCAGGGAUGGUGCUAAAUUUGAAAAAGGCAGUAUUGUACGUCAACCAUCUCGGCUUUGAGUGUAGUGCGACUGGAGGCAGGCUAGAGUGCACAAUGCAAAACAUUGCAGAUGAUUUUAUGAACACUUAUAACUACAGAUGCAGCAAAGGAAUAGAAAGUGAGCUUAACACUUUCAUUGUAUAUAAUGAAAGGAAAAGAGUCACUUCAUCAGCUAAAAGGAAGCUGAAAUCAGAAGACAGAUCAUUGCACCAGACUCCAGAGGGUUCACUCCUUGACAUUAUGCGUAAUGCUCAUGACCUCCUUUCCAGUUGCAGCAUAGAUAUCCCCAUGGUUAAAGACAACAGCGAGUAUAUGCAUUCUGGACCGCCAUUUCUCAUAUUUCUUCAUCCUGCUCUAGGCCCAUUUUGGGAUAUCAUACGACAAAAGUUCGUAGGUGGUUCUGUUUCUAAUGGUUCAGAGUUGCAAAUAGAGGUGGCUGAGUUUCUAUGGAAAGAUGUUGAGCUGGAUGGAAGCCUUAUUAUUCUAGCUGAUAACAUCAUGGGUUCAACCAAGAAGAACAAAAAUGGUGAACAGAUACUGCACUAUGGUUCCAGGUGCGGGAGAUGCAGACUUCAAAGUGUUAAAAUUGUGAACGAAGGGAUCAACUGGACUUCUCCAAAUAAUGUCUAUUGGAAGCAUGAUGUGGAGAGAUCAGAAUCUGUAAAGAUUAUUCUUCAUGGAAACUCAGAAUUUGAGGCAAAAGAUGUAGUCUUGAAGGGUAACCAUGUAUUUGAAGUACCCAAUGGUCAUAGAAUGUGCAUCAUUCAGGACAGAGCAGGUUUUGUUGUUAAAUUGGAUCUUAUACGCGACGAUCUGAUGGACAGUGGAACCUGGCAUUGGAAGUAUGCAGUUGAUGGCGUCCAUACUGUCAGUGGCACCCAGUUACAGCUUAUUAGUAGAUUUCAGCAUUGUAAUCGAUCUGGAACAUUGGUGAUGAAACCUGAAACUGGCUACUUCACAGAUAAGGAGAACUAUGUACUGUACAAAAUAAUUGGGUCUGAGGUAACUGAAUAUGUGUUAACACUUAACAAAGUUGGGAAGCUCAACAUGGUGUUACAGUUGAGCUUUAUCGACACAGAUUCUCCUUGA
This is a messenger RNA of Miscanthus lutarioriparius, 2823 nucleotides long. NCBI's taxonomy places the organism in Eukaryota, Viridiplantae, Streptophyta, Magnoliopsida, Poales, Poaceae. The record is from the annotation of a GenBank genome assembly.